CCACCCACGCUGCCUGCCAAGGACUGCAAAUAACCUGCCUGUGUGCUUGCCACUGCCUUCACCCCUUAAAAAGCAGACUCAAAGGAGCUGCAGACCUUCCCUUUCACACGUCAGCCCACAGCUGCCAGUGGUGUGGGUGGCCAGGACAGCUGCCAGACUGUUGUCCCCUAGAAAUGUGGUGGCUUCAGCAGCUUGGGCUGCCCCAGCAGCCACCCACGCACAGAGGAUGCCAUCCUGGGAACUGUACAUUCCUGGCAGGGCUCGAUGCCCCUUCCCUCACUGGGCAGCAGUGACUGUUACUCUGAAGGAAAGUGUUCCCUGGACACUCCCAGAGACAGCUGUAUCUCCAGAGCAGAUUGCCUUGGGACCCCCCCCCUCCGUCCUGCUGCAAUGAGUGGGAAGUCCUUGCUCCUGAAGGUCAUUCUCCUGGGGGAUGGUGGAGUUGGGAAGAGCUCCCUCAUGAACCGCUACGUCACCAACAAGUUUGACUCGCAGGCGUUCCACACGAUCGGGGUGGAGUUCCUGAACCGGGACCUGGAGGUGGACGGGCGUUUUGUGACCCUCCAGAUCUGGGACACGGCGGGACAGGAGCGGUUCAAGAGCCUGCGGACGCCCUUUUACCGGGGGGCAGAUUGCUGCCUGCUGACCUUCAGCGUGGACGACCGGCAGAGCUUCGAGAACCUCAGUAACUGGCAGAAGGAGUUUGUCUAUUACGCUGACGUGAAGGACCCCGAACACUUCCCGUUUGUAGUCCUGGGCAACAAAAUAGACAAACUGGAGAGACAGGUGAGCACGGAGGAGGCCCGGGCCUGGUGCAUGGAGAACGGUAACUAUCCGUACCUGGAGACUAGUGCCAAGGACGACACCAAUGUGACAGUGGCCUUUGAGGAAGCUGUGCGGCAGGUGCUGGCGGUGGAGGAGCAGCUGGAGCACUGCAUGCUGGGCCACACCAUUGACCUGCACUCCAGCUCCAAAUCGGGGUCUUCCUGUUGUUAAGAGUGGCUGCUGCUUCGGGAGCACCGCUGGAGCCAGCAGCUGGAUGGGAACACACGUGGGCAGCCCUGGGGCACUCUGAGGAGAGUGGCCAUGAGGACAAUAAGUGGUUUGUGCUCACUGGGGGGUUGCAACCUCACCGUCUGAAUCCUGCCUGGAGUUCUCAGGCACAGAGCAUGUAUCCGCAGGAGGGAGCUGUUUAACAGAGCAUGUGAGCGUAGUCUUGCUUCCAUCUCUGCCUGUUUUAGCAGGUUUAAAGGACUGGGCUAAAGUCCUUUAAAUUCACUAAAGACAGUAGUGAUCUGUUCUGUACCAAGAACUGCCUGCAGAGCAAAGCUGAGAGCACUCUAAAGUAUUUUAGUCCUGAACUCAAAAAAAAUACUAGACCCACUCAUGACCAUACUGCCAAAGGAAAGCCUGCUCAGCAUCCUGAAAAAACUUGUUGUAAAGACUCUGGCCCAUGUGACUGUGAAAAAGCCAAAUACUGGAGAGGCUGAGGUGUGUGUAUCUGUUGUUUGGGAUAAGUGCAUUGUGUCCUGAGGCUGACUUGUGAUGAGAAUUGUUAGAGCUCUGAUCUGGAGCAAUAUAUGAAGGAGAGAUGGGCCUGUAUUUGAA
Messenger RNA from Corapipo altera (White-ruffed manakin), 1608 nucleotides. RefSeq names its product RAB9B, member RAS oncogene family (gene RAB9B). Gene Ontology annotation, biological process: Rab protein signal transduction; retrograde transport, endosome to Golgi. Gene Ontology annotation, molecular function: GTPase activity; GTP binding. Gene Ontology annotation, cellular component: late endosome; phagocytic vesicle; lysosome. The transcript has 4 exons. The coding region runs from base 265 to 996 and encodes 243 amino acids. Lineage: Eukaryota; Metazoa; Chordata; Aves; Passeriformes; Pipridae. The record is from RefSeq and is a predicted model, not a curated record.